Messenger RNA from Bufo bufo (common toad), 2577 nucleotides. RefSeq names its product solute carrier family 15 member 2-like. Lineage: Eukaryota; Metazoa; Chordata; Amphibia; Anura; Bufonidae. The coding region runs from base 14 to 2131 and encodes 705 amino acids. Gene Ontology annotation, biological process: transmembrane transport; oligopeptide transport. The transcript is spliced from 23 exons. Gene Ontology annotation, cellular component: membrane. Gene Ontology annotation, molecular function: dipeptide transmembrane transporter activity. The record is from RefSeq and is a predicted model, not a curated record.
GCAGGAUCCAGCCAUGGGCGCAGGGAAAAAGUCUGGAGCGGGGAAAUUAUUUGUCAAAGAGUCAAGUCCCACCAAGAAAGUGCUGUCAUUAUGUGGAACCAACUACCCCCUGAGUAUUAUGUUCAUCAUUGUGAACGAGUUCUGCGAACGAUUCUCAUUCUAUGGCAUGAAAGCCGUCCUCACCCUGUAUUUCGUGAAUUAUCUGCACUGGGAUAGGAACUUGUCCACCACCGUCUACCACGCCUUCAGUGGUCUCUGCUACUUCACCCCCGUUAUUGGCGCCCCCAUUGCUGACGCUUGGCUGGGAAAAUUCAACACCAUAUUUUGGCUCUCCAUCCUGUACAUCAUUGGUUAUGUGAUCAAAUCCGUGGGCGCCAUUCCAACGGUGGGGAACACAGAGGUGCACGUGGCGCUGUCUAUCAUCGGGCUGGUCGCCAUUGCAUUUGGUACUGGUGGGAUUAAGCCGUGCGUCUCUGCCUUCGGAGGUGACCAGUUCAAGGAAGAACAUGUACAAGAAAGAGCCAAGUUCUUCUCCAUCUUCUACUUGUCCAUCAACGCCGGGAGUCUCAUCUCCACCUUUGUGACCCCUGUGCUCCGAGGAGACGUCCAGUGUUUCGGCACGGAUUGCUACGCGUUGGCGUUCGGAGUCUCGGCUGCGGUGAUGUUAUUUGCACUCAUUGUGUUUGUCAGCGGCAGCGGCAUGUACCAGAAGUAUCCGCCGCAGGGGAACAUAUUGGGCUCGGUCUUCAAGUGCAUUGGUUUUGCCAUCAAGAACCGCUGGAACCAUCGCUCCAAAGAACAUCCCAAGAGGGAGCACUGGCUGGACUGGGCCAGCGAGAAGUAUACGAAAAAACUGAUCACAGAAGUGAAGAUGGUGACGAAGGUCCUGUUCCUGUACAUCCCUCUGCCCAUGUUCUGGGCGCUCUACGACCAGCAGGGAUCCCGCUGGACUCUACAGGCUUCAAGAAUGAACCUGGAUUUUAAAGGAUUCGUGGCUCAGCCCGACCAGAUACAGAUCCUGAACUCUAUCCUCAUCUUCAUCCUCAUCCCCGUCUUUGACUUCGGCAUCUACCCUCUGGUCAAACUCUGCAAGAUCAACUUCAAGCCUAUUCUCAAGAUGGCAAUUGGUAUGAUCAUAGCAGCCCUGGCGUUCGUAGUGGCCACAGUGGUAGAGAUCAAAAUCAUAGAAACAAUUCCAGUGGCUCCAAAAGCCGGAGAAAGUUUUCUGCAGGUCAUGAAUUUUGCUGACAGCGAAGUGACAGUCAAUGGUACGAUGCAAGUGCCGGCGCUGGACCUCAAAGACUUCAAGGAUCCACAAUACCUGACUCUGAAUUUCGCUGGCACACAGAAUGUGACUAUCAGUCUGGGGGACAAACAGUUCUGCUCCAUUCAGAUCAAAGAAGCAACAACAUAUUCUCUGGCUGUAGAUGGCAGAAAAUGCAUAGCAGUUACAGAUCCCAAUGAAAAACCAGAGAACGGCUUAGCGGCUGUGAGGUUCCUCAAUCUGCUGGAUGAGAGGGUCUCCAAUAUCUCAUUCUCGGGAGAACUCGUCCACGCCGAACCAAACUCCACGACCAAUUACACAACGCUGAAGAGAGGGAAAGUCAUGGCCACGGCUCUCAUAGGUGCCACAGAAUACUCCAUUGACUUGGGGCUGCUGGAUUUCGGAGGAGCGUACACCGCUGUAUUGAGAUCAAACAACCCCACUGACAAAGUGAUUGAAGCCGUUGUAGUAGAGGACGUUGCGGCAAACAGUUUUCACGUUGCAUGGCAGAUUCCGCAGUACUUUCUCCUCAGUGCCGGGGAAGUCAUGUUCUCCAUCACAGGCCUGGAAUUCUCAUAUACUCAGGCUCCAUCCAGCAUGAAGUCCGUCCUCCAGGCCGGGUGGCUGCUGACAGUCGCGUUUGGCAACGUGAUUGUGCUGAUCGUUGCUCAGGCAGCAACCCUGGAACAGUGGGCGGAGUUUGUCCUCUUUGCCGGUCUUCUGAUCGCCGUCUCCAUCAUCUUCUCGAUUAUGGGCUAUUUCUAUGUUCCUGUAAAUCCUGACGACUUGAAGGACGAGGAUGAGAAGGCGGACAUUGACCAGGAUGGUUCCCGACUUCUUCAAAAUUAUUCCAUAGGGGAACUAUGAGGAGAAGAAAACGAAGAUCUAGAGGGACGGAGGCAGGACAAGCUGCGGCGACUGGGGGGGGUCAUUUGUUCUCCGCUUUGUUCUUGUUUGUCAUUUAUCAGACUUUUUACACCGGCCUUUGACAGCCCCCGUGCACCCCAUUCAUGACGAGGUGCAGGCCUAUUGGUGCACCUCUGGCCGUCCCCGCUCCUGGAGUCAAAACUUCUCCAGCCCCUGAUCUUUUAUACCCGUGUCCUGGCGUCAAUGUUAGCACAUAUCUCCCGAUGCCCCUGCCACGUGGUGAGGACGACGUAAAAAAAACCUGGGCGACAAAAUGUAGUCACACGGGUAUUUAAAGCAAAAGAAUGGCGUCUUUUUUUUUUUUUAUCCAAAAACUGGCUUAGGCUUCUUAAUAAAUGACCCCAGUGUUCCAGAAAAGUCUUGAGGUUUGUUCAGGUGAAGCUUUG